Messenger RNA from Mangifera indica (mango), 1062 nucleotides. RefSeq lists its product as uncharacterized. The transcript is spliced from 2 exons. The record is from RefSeq and is a predicted model, not a curated record. Lineage: Eukaryota; Viridiplantae; Streptophyta; Magnoliopsida; Sapindales; Anacardiaceae. Bases 1 to 1062 code for a protein of 353 amino acids.
AUGGUUGUCAAGCCAUUCACCAAAGGGACUUCAUUCUCUACGUGUGAUUCUGUCAUUAGGGGAACUACCUUUCAAAAGGGUUCCCCAUCCAUUUCUAAGGCUAUCGAAACCAUUUCCAAGGAGAAAGGGAAAGAAAAGGUGGUAGAACCAAUCAAGAGCAAACCAAAGGUGGAAAAAUUAGCAACUAAGAGCUAUGGCAGUGACAAUAGGAAAGACUCUAAAAGGCGAAUUUGUGUGGCACCUCCUCAAGAAGUUGCUGAGCAAGGUGCAAUAAAGUGGAACACUUGUGUUGUAGGUUUUUUCCUUGGCAAAAGGCCACCAUUCUUGACGGUCAAGAGAGCUUUGGAGAGGAUGUGGACUGCUUAUGGCCUCAUUGAUGUCAUGACUUCGGGCCAAGGUGUGAUUAUACUAAAGUUUCUAGAUAAAGAGGGAGUUUCAAGAGCCGUGGAAGAGGGACAACUUACCAUACAAGGACAGCCAUUUCUCAUUCGGAAAUGGACUACAAACCUCCCUAUGGUGAUUAAUGAUGUUAAGAAGGUGGCAAUAUGGGUUAAAUUGUAUGCCAUUCCCCUUGAGUUUUGGGCUCCGAAAGGACUUAGCUACAUUGCAAAUGCAAUUGGGAAUCUGCUAUAUAUGGAUUCCAUUACUGAAGAAGGGACAAGAUUGGAGUAUGCUAGAGUUUGUAUUGAGAUAAAGGUGGAUUCGGAAUGCCCCGAGGCUAUUAGCUUAGCUUUGCCAAAUGGAGAAUCCAUGGUAAUCAAUGUGGAAUAUGCUUGGAAACCUAUAAAAUGCAAUGGAUGCCAAUGUUUUGGACACUCCACAGCAAGUUGCUCUUUAGCAUUUAAACAAGGUAAUGAUACAACCUCACGUAAUUCUUUGAAGGAGGUGGAUGGAUUUGUGUUGCCUAUGAGACAUCAUGGGAAAGAUAAAAUGGCCCAAGUAACAAAAGGCUAUGACAAGAAAACCAAAGACAAAGUGGGGGAGUUGCAAAAACCUAUGGUGAAGAAUGUGUUAAUGCAUAAGAGUAAUAGAUUUUUUGCCUUGGCUAUUAAGGAGUCUUAA